AUGACGGAACCGAAAGAGGAAGAGCUUGAGGGCGAGGACGGAGGCAAUGGGACGGAUAUGGAUGGUAUACCUGAAGCUUUCAGUGAACUUGCCGGGGAGGUAGCUGUUACAAGCAGCAACGGAGCAAACUCUAACUCAACUAGUAAGAGGAAGGCAGCUGGCACUCCGAGCACUUCCGCACCUCCCUGCAAGAAACCCACAGUACCAGCGCGUAAACCAACAUCGACAUCCAUAUCAACCCCAAAAACCAUCCUCGCUCGCCUCCAGGCCACCAAAUCCUCGACACCUCGCACGCCCGCUACGAGACGACGAACAGCAGUUACUGAGGGAGGUGAUGAUGACGAUCCGCCUGAUAUCACGCCGAGAACGCUGGGUGCGAGAGCGAUUGCGAGAUUGACGGAGAAGGCUUCGAAUGAUCCGUCGAGAGAUUUACAGCCUAUUCGUCGGCCGUUGCCGCCUAGGUUUCAGGAUUGGAAUAGUGAUUCGGACUCCGACAUUGGCGCCCACGAUUCCUCCUCUGAUGAUGAACCCUCAGUCCCCCCACCAACCUCCAACACCAACCUUACCAACCCACAUAUCGAGGAUCCCUUCUACAAUCAAGACCUGUCGGACUCCGAUGCAUCAACCGGUAUCUCUGAAUCUCCCAAUGGCACCCCGCGUGCAUAUUCCCCCUCUGCACCAGGUCCUGAUACCCUCCACCCAUUUUCUACAUCCGCCAAAUACCGUAUCAUGCCUCCUCGAGGAAUCGUCAAAAACCCUGAUGGCAGCACUAUCGACUUCGACUCUUGCAUGACUUUCCCAGAGAUUCCUGAUCUGGAAACCCUGAACAGAAACAAAAACGCUGGAACAAAGAAGAUGGAGGAUGUAGGCGAGAGUGUCAUCCCGCAGAGAAAGGUCGUGUUGAUGAGCUUUUCAGAUAACAUCACCACACCAGACAUCAACUGGACUGUUCACAAAACCCAAACCUCCUCCUCCAACGCCAACACCAACUCAGACAAAGUCACAAUCGGCGAACCCCUCUCACCACCCCUCCACUCCAGCUCGCUCAACCUCUCCACUACCGGCGACGCCAUCAUGCUCGCUUACAUCGAAGCCAAUAAUCGCGCUAAGGCCAAGGCUAAAGAGAAGAAACAGAAGGGGAAGGGGAAGAAGGGUGGAGGGGAUGGAGAAGGAGAUGGGGUGGUUAGGAAGAAGAAGAAGGCGUUGAGACAGCCUAAGUAUGAGAAGAGGAAGUAUACGUGGAAGGAUAGUACGAGGAAGAAUAAGGGGAGAUUGUAUGAUACUCGGAAGGCGGAGGCGGAGGGUGAGAAGGGUUGUGAGGGCGAGGGCGAGGAGUGA
Molecule: messenger RNA, 1338 nt
Organism: Cadophora gregata
Lineage: Eukaryota; Fungi; Ascomycota; Leotiomycetes; Helotiales; Ploettnerulaceae
Exons: 3
Coding region: 1-1338 (445 amino acids)
Source: RefSeq, a predicted model, not a curated record